This is a messenger RNA of Miscanthus lutarioriparius, 882 nucleotides long. NCBI's taxonomy places the organism in Eukaryota, Viridiplantae, Streptophyta, Magnoliopsida, Poales, Poaceae. The record is from the annotation of a GenBank genome assembly.
AUGGCAGCUGCCGCCGCGGCGGUCGGAGCUGCAUCGGCCGCGGUUGCCAACCAAGACCCCAUGAAUGCGCUCCGCACAGCCGUCCUCCGCCGCUCCGUGCCGCACUGGUCCGCCGCCGCCGCCGCCGCCGCCUUCUUUUCCCCGCCCUUCCGCCCCCGCCGCUGCCGCUGCCGCCGCGAGCCCGCUCCUGCAGCCGCCGCGCGUACCCCGAGGUCCCGCGCGAGUGCCAAGGCCCGGGCGAAGCUCCUGGCGGAGGCUGAGCCCCGGGACCCCUGGCUCGCCUCCCUCUCGCUGCUGCCGACCGACGACGUCGCCGGUGCUGACGCCGCCCCCAACGGGUGGGCGAUUGGGGUGGAUCCCGACACUCGAGGCGCCAUCGCCGUCCUCUCGCCUGACGGCUCCUCUCAGGUGUUCGACAAUCCGUUCGUGCACAUUGUGGUGUCAGAGGUCAUCCGUAAACGCCUGGACACCAAGUCCAUUAUCCAACUGCUCCGCGGCCUUGAUGCGCCUCCUGGAACUAUGGCAUACAUUGAGAAGUCUAGCCCGUUUCCAACUGAUGGAAAGCUGGGAUGGUGGAGCACUGGUUUCUCAUAUGGCUUGUGGAUUGCUUCUCUAGUGGCUUCUGGGUUUUCAGUUGUUCCAGUUGCAUCCCAGACAUGGAAGGCUUACUUUGGGCUGUCCCGAAGUGAAACACCAAAGGAUGAUAGCAGACAAGCUGCUUCAAUUUUGUUCCCUGACAAAGCUCGGUCCUUGAAGUUGAAAAACACCAUGCUAAUAUUUGUGACAAAUUGGGAGGGAGGGCGAGCAGAGGCUCUUCUGUUAGCAUCCUAUGGGAAAGGCCUUGUGCUGCCAUCAGGGAAGUUCAGCAAAACCCCAGUUUGA